UGUUGCGUUUAGUCAGAGGCCAUCUUCAGUUCCAAAAUAAACGAGAACAGUGCUGUGAGUUAGGCUAUCAAAGUUACAUUUUUACAUUGCCCGGGCAACAAUUUAUUAUAGAAACGGAAAUAAGUUAAACCUAUUUCCAUUUCUUUUCGACGAAGAACAAAAACAAAUCUACGCGCCGUUUCGAUCGGUCAAACAAAGCUCCAACGCCUCUUUCUGUCAUGGCUAGAAGAGGAUCAGCUGAAAGAUGGUGGUUGGCAAUGGGUGUCCUAAUGAUGGUGUUCGCUUAUUGCCGAGCUUCUGCAGCUGAGGUGCCAACUGAUGAUGACGAAAUAAUGGCCCGCCAAACGCGAGGACUCGUUCUCCGCUCCUGGAGAAAUUCUCAGCAGCAAGCGGAACAAUCAUCCGAUAAGAAUCCGGCGACAAAAGUUGCAGAUCCGAUCCUACCGAUGCCAAAAGAAGCUAUAGUCUUUUCUGGACUUCCAAUCUCGAUGAAACUAGUUCUCCUUCAGCGUUUGGCCGGUUAUGACAAGCGAACACCCAAUAGCAGGGCUUUUCUCGGAAUGCGAGGUAAGAAAAACUCGUCGUUGCAAGACAAUGUGCAGAAAGUAGAAGAUGACAAUCAGCUCGGCAUGGAAGGAUCAUCCGAAGGGGACAAGAUCGCCGAGCUGGAGUUUUACGGCCUCGUGCCUGAAAAAAGAAAGAUACACGGUGAGAAGUUUCUCGGUAUGAGAGGCAAAAAGAUGGUCAACGGUUUAGCCGCUGGAACAGCUUUCAUCCCCAACUGGCGUGAACGGUACGUUUACCAACAACCGUUCCAGAAAAAAAGGGAACCAUCGUCAAACUCGUUUAUGGGAAUGAGGGGAAAACGAUCUGAGGCGGUCAUUCCUCCUGUUGUUUUCUUCAACGAAGACGAGCAACCGAUCGCUGACUUUCAGAUUUCCCAUCGUCUUUUCCAAGAGAGGUUCAAAUCAAAAUAACACAAUUGAGAAUAAACAAAAUAAAACCCAAGACAAAAAAUAAUAUGAAUGAGACUCGAUGGUAAUAAGAGGAGAACUUAAGAUAAUGGAAUUUUGGAAGUUGAAAACAAUUUGAAGACGACGGCGAGUACGUCCCAUUGCUUAAUUAAUGUUCAGUAUCCCAUGUAACAUUCGACGUAAACAUGCCUAAAUAGCUACACCUUUUCACCCGUACUAACCAAUCAAAUAUUCCCCUCCCUACCUCUGACCCACUCCUACCCUAACCAAAAUUAAAUACUAUCCCAAGAAUUUACAAAUAAAAUGAUUAAUAAAAACAUAAAUGAGUGUAGCUCUAUAUUAGCGGACAAUGUCAACAGAAAAUAUAAAAACCAGUCAAUCUGUC
Daphnia carinata is the source of this 1359-nucleotide messenger RNA. RefSeq lists its product as uncharacterized. Lineage: Eukaryota; Metazoa; Arthropoda; Branchiopoda; Diplostraca; Daphniidae. The transcript is spliced from 3 exons. The record is from RefSeq and is a predicted model, not a curated record. Bases 219 to 977 code for a protein of 252 amino acids.